Molecule: messenger RNA, 1245 nt
Organism: Brassica oleracea var. oleracea
Lineage: Eukaryota; Viridiplantae; Streptophyta; Magnoliopsida; Brassicales; Brassicaceae
Product: probable xyloglucan endotransglucosylase/hydrolase protein 32
Exons: 5
Coding region: 61-1050 (329 amino acids)
Biological process (GO): cell wall biogenesis; xyloglucan metabolic process
Cellular component (GO): apoplast; cell wall
Molecular function (GO): xyloglucan:xyloglucosyl transferase activity; hydrolase activity, hydrolyzing O-glycosyl compounds
Source: RefSeq, a predicted model, not a curated record
UGCAUUUAUAUACUCCAUUCUUCUUCUCUCCAUUUCACAAAAAAGAGGAAAACCACAAAAAUGGGUAGCUCUCUGAUCUCUCUUCUCCCAAUCUUCCACUUGUUGGUGUUAUUAGGAUCCUCAGUAAAUGCUUAUUGGCCACCAUCACCUGGUUACUGGCCAAGCUCCAAGGUUGUUUCCUUGAGCUUCUACAAAGGUUUUAGGAAUCUUUGGGGUCCUCAGCAUCAGAGAAUGGACCACAAUGCUCUUACCAUCUGGCUCGAUAGAGUCUCAGGAAGUGGAUUCAAGUCAGUGAAGCCAUUCAGAUCAGGUUACUUUGGAGCAUCCAUCAAACUCCAACCUGGAUACACUGCUGGAGUCAUCACAUCUCUCUAUCUAUCAAAUAAUGAGGCACAUCCAGGCUUCCAUGAUGAAGUGGACAUAGAAUUUUUGGGGACAACAUUUGGAAAACCAUACACACUUCAGACAAAUGUUUACAUUAGGGGAAGUGGUGAUGGCAAAAUCAUUGGUCGUGAAAUGAAGUAUCGCUUGUGGUUUGAUCCCACUUCAGGUUUUCACCAUUAUGCUAUUCUUUGGAACCCUAGAGAAAUCAUUUUCCGUAGGGUUUCAUUAUUCGGGCAAGGACAGUUGCAGGUAGAGACAAACAAGACAGAGACAAUGACCGUACGACGUUGGACAAUCAGAUUUUUGGUCGAUGAUAUUCCCAUAAGAAGAUACCCAAAGAAGAGUGCGGCCACAUUUCCUUUAAGACCAAUGUGGCUUUAUGGUUCCAUAUGGGACGCCUCUUCUUGGGCAACCGAAGAUGGUAAAUACAAAGCCGACUAUAAAUAUCAACCUUUUAGUGCCAAAUACACCAACUUUAAAGCCAUCGGUUGCACUGCUUAUUCGUCAGCACGGUGCCAUCCAGUGUCGGCUUCACCAUACCGUUCUGGUGGGUUAACCCGACAGCAAUACCAAGCCAUGAGAUGGGUUCAAACACAUAGCAUGGUAUACAACUAUUGCAAAGAUUAUAAGCGAGACCAUUCUCUAACGCCGGAAUGUUGGCGUUAGGAAAAGAUUGAGGGAAGUUUCGAAGUUCCAGAAUUUUAAUUAAAUCAAAGGAAGUACAACAAAAGCUUCGCAAUUUUUUGGGACUUUUUCUGUUACUAUAUUAUUGUGGUUUUUGUUUCACAAAAUAAAAGUUUUUUUUUUACUUAUUAUCUUUGUGUAAUGUGUAAAUGUUUCAAAUACUAUGUUGUUGGUCAA